Indicator indicator is the source of this 1776-nucleotide messenger RNA. It is a transcript of the gene ASB15, whose product is annotated as ankyrin repeat and SOCS box containing 15. Gene Ontology annotation, cellular component: cytoplasm. Gene Ontology annotation, biological process: intracellular signal transduction. Gene Ontology annotation, molecular function: protein binding. The transcript has 9 exons. Lineage: Eukaryota; Metazoa; Chordata; Aves; Piciformes; Indicatoridae. The record is from RefSeq and is a predicted model, not a curated record. Bases 1 to 1776 code for a protein of 591 amino acids.
AUGAUGGAUGAAAGAGAAGAUUUCGUUGAAGAUCUACUCACUGAGUAUGCCAUCCAGCUUAGCAUUCAAGAGUCAAAUGGGGCCAUACCACCGGUUUCUUCCAGCUGUAAUGACAGUUUUGUGCCACCUAGUGAGGAAAAUAGGAAAAUCGUAACAUCCAUAAAGCAAGGUCAAGUAUUUGGGCUCCAAGAACUUGUGAAACAGAAAUAUGCUUUGGAUGAAGCUGAUGAAAGAGGGUGGUUUCCACUGCAUGAGGCUGCAGCUCAGCCAAUUCAGCAAAUACUUGAAGUCAUUUUAGACGCAUCUUAUAAAACAAUGUGGGAAUACAAAACAUGUGAUGGAGAAACACCUUUGACACUGGCAGCAAAAGCUGGCUUUGUGGAAAAUGUACAAACGUUACUGGAAAAGGGUGUUUGGCCCAAUACCAAAAAUGACAGAGGGGAAACUCCACUUCUUAUCGCUGUAAGAAACAGCUCUUUUGAAAUGGUAUCCACUCUGAUCAAACACAACUGUAGUAUCCACCAGCCAUGCGCAAAACGUUGGUCAGCAAUGCACGAAGCAGCAAAACAGGGACGCAAAGACAUUGUUGCCCUUCUUCUGAAGAAUGGUGGAAAUGUGAACCUUAAGGAUGGAUAUGGAGUAACACCAUUAGGUGUUGCUGCUGAAUAUGGUCACUGUGAUGUGCUGGAGCAUCUUAUUCAUAAGGGUGGAGAUGUCCAGGCCUUAGCGGAUGAUGGUGCAUCAAUACUAUUUGAAGCAGCUGGAGGAGGUAAUCCAGACUGCAUAGCCCUUCUUUUGGAAUAUGGAGGAAGUGGCAAUGUUCCAAAUAAGGCAGGACUGCUUCCCAUACACAAAGCAGCUUAUGAGGGGCAUUACCUGGCCCUGAAGUAUCUCAUUGCGGUCACAUCCCAAACUGCAAUUCAGAAAAGUGGGUUAAGCCCUGUUCAUUCAGCAGCAGAUGGUCAGAAUUCACAGUGCCUAGAGCUGCUCAUUGAAAAUGGUUUCAAUGUCAAUACUCUGAUGGCUGAACACAUUUCAAAUGGUUAUGACGAUGAGAGGAAAACCGCACUGUAUUUUGCUGUUUCUAACAAUGACGUUCUUUGCACUGAAAUACUGCUCAAAGCAGGGGCAAAUCCAAACAAGGAUCCUUUAAACUGUCUUCUUGUGGCAGUGAGGGCUGGCAACCAUGAAAUUGUAAGGCUGCUCCUGUCAUAUGGAGCAAAUGUCAAUUGCUACUUCAUGUUGGUUAAUGACACACAUUUUCCCAGUGCCAUUCAGUAUGCCUUGAAUGACGAGGUGAUGCUGAGGCUGUUGCUCAAUCAUGGAUAUAAUGUGGAUAUGUGUUUUGACUGUAUGCAUCAAGAUAUCUUUGGAAAUUCUUUCGUGUGGUCUACUCCAGAGGAAGAUAUUCUCCCCGGGUGGACUUCUUCCGUAAUAAAGGAUAAUCCAUUCUGUGACUUCAUUGCUGUUCCUUGGUUGAAACAUUUAGCAGGAAAAGUGGUUCGUGUUUUUAUAGAUUACAUGGAUUAUGUCCCUCUAUGCACAAAAAUUAAGUUUAUCUUAGAAACACAGAAAGAAUGGACAGAGAUACGUCAGAUACUGGAUAAUCCUCGCCCAUUGAAGCAUCUGUGUCGUCUGAAAAUACGUAAACUCUUGGGGCUAAGGAGACUCCAGAAACUGUCAUCCAUGAAGAAGUUUCCACUUCCACCAGUUCUCAAGAACUAUAUCCUAUACAAAGAAUAUGAUCUGUAUGGAGAAGGGAUAGGUCUAGAGUAG